AUGCAGAUCCCGCGAACCCUCGUCUCCAGAGACACUGGAUCUACUUCUUCGUCCACAGACUCGAGUUCAGGUCGGCCCCAGAACUUAGGCCUCAUUCUGGGUGUCGCCAUAUCCGUCGUCGUAGUCAUCCUUCUCGUCCUCUUGAUCGUUUGGAGGAUUAUUGUCGUCAAACGGCGUCAAGAGUCUGGUCAUGCGUCGCCCACCAACACCGAAUCCCUCUCACGUCCUCCCGAAAAGUUUACCUCGAACACUCUCCGUGGCUUCAAGUUUCCGCACAAAUCUGAACCUGCAGCACACCCUCGUAUCGACCCUUAUGUUCUUCCUCAGCCUCCUGCGCCCACCGUUGCCGUCGCUUCUGCGUCUGCCGAUUCGUUUGGCAAUACGGCGUCCUCAGAGUAUCACUACAAGACUUGGAGGACCGUUGCCUCAUCUCGCUCUAUUGAUGAUCCACACAUGUUUGCCGACCGGACGUCCCAAACAUCAUCGCGUAUGCAAGCACGAGACGGUCUACAUUCGACGGGAGAAAUGAAAGACUUGAUCAACAUGUUCAAUUCUCAGCGUGUCGAGUCUGCAGCCGCACCACCCCCUGCGUACCCGAACAUGACGCUCUCUCCGAGCCUGGCCGUCAAACCCAUGCGUCCCAUCUCUGUCGCGUCGACCCUCGUCGCACCUCAUACCGUCACAAAGGACUUUGGAUCGAUGCCUCAUGGUCUCCAGCGGAAUCAUUCUGUCGAACGGGCGUCAGACGGCUACAAUUCUGAUGCGACAGUCCCAUCUGUGAUGCGCCGACCGAAAUUCAAUCCACGCGAGGGCGCACCUGUCAUCCCGUCCAUCUAUUUCCAACCAUUCGAACUCGAUGAUCCAAAUACGUUUUUGGCGCGCUCGAAUAGCAUGGACUCGCGACGGACGUCGAGCAUUGCUGGUGGCCCGCACCGUGUGCCCUCGCAAUUAGGACGAUCACCGAGCGCGCGACAGAAUUACCCACCCGUUACGACGCGCAAGCGCCAGAAUUCGGAGCCACCAAAGAUUCCGCCACUACCGCGCCUGUCGACAAUCACUGAUGGCGCGCAAUCAACGCAUACUCACACGGACGCAAAGAUGAUACCGCCUAUGCCUCUUUCUCUUGCUCCUCGGGCGAGCGUUGCUCCCUCUGUGAGCGAGUAUCCGGAGAGUCGGGCGGGUUCCAUCUACAUCGACCCCGACAUGCCCCUCUCCCGCGCCCCUCUGAGUCCCACCGUCGUACCCUCGCGGAAUAACAGUGCGAGGAGUGGAUGGAUUUAA
Messenger RNA from Serendipita indica DSM 11827, 1281 nucleotides. Lineage: Eukaryota; Fungi; Basidiomycota; Agaricomycetes; Sebacinales; Serendipitaceae. The record is from the annotation of a GenBank genome assembly.